This is a messenger RNA of Acanthisitta chloris (rifleman), 1395 nucleotides long. It is a transcript of the gene RPUSD2, whose product is annotated as RNA pseudouridylate synthase domain containing 2. Lineage: Eukaryota; Metazoa; Chordata; Aves; Passeriformes; Acanthisittidae. The transcript has 4 exons. The annotation marks the transcript as partial. Gene Ontology annotation, biological process: pseudouridine synthesis. Gene Ontology annotation, molecular function: RNA binding; pseudouridine synthase activity. The record is from RefSeq and is a predicted model, not a curated record.
CCGCCGCGCAAACUGAGCACCGGCGUGAGCUUCGGCGCUGAGCAUUUCGCCGAGACGUCCUACUACUUCGAGGGAGGUCUGCGCAAGGUGCGCCCUUACUAUUUUGACUUCCGCACCUACUGCAAGGGGCGCUGGGUGGGCCGCAGCCUCCUGCAGGUGUUCAGCAGUGAGUUCCGCGCGCAGCCUCUCUCGUACUACCGCGCUGCCGCCCGCGCCGGCCGUCUGCCUUUCUCCUUGGUCUCCGGGAAUGGGAAUACACCGUGGAACAACGACUUCCUCAGGAACACAGUGCACCGCCACGAGCCGCCGGUCACUGCUGAGCCCAUCCGCAUCCUGGCGCAGGAUGAGGAGGUGGUGGUGGUGGACAAACCUUCCUCCCUGCCUGUCCAUCCCUGUGGCAGGUUCAGGCACAACACUGUCAUCUUCAUCCUGGGCAAGGAGCACGGCCUGAAGGAGCUGCACACCAUCCACCGCCUCGACCGCAUGACCUCAGGUGUCCUCAUGUUCGCCAAGACCGCGGCCGUGUCCAAGAGGAUUGAUGAGCAGGUCCGGGAGAGGCAGCUGGAGAAGGAAUACGUGUGCCGGGUCGUGGGUGAGUUCCCAGCACACGAGGUGGUCUGUGAGGAGCCCAUCCUGGUUGUUUCUUACAAGGUGGGAGUGUGCCGGGUAGAUCCCAAAGGAAAAUCCUGCAAAACCAUCUUCCAGAGGCUCAGCUACAACGGCAGCACCAGCGUGGUCAGGUGUGUGCCGCACACCGGCCGCACACACCAGAUCCGUGUCCACCUGCAGUACUUGGGACAUCCCAUUGUCAAUGAUCCCAUCUAUAACAUGGAAGCGUGGGGCCCGGACAGGGGGAAGGGUGGGAAGAUUGGGAAAACGGAUGAGGAGCUCCUGAAGGCACUGGUAGAGGAGCAUCGUUCCAAGCAGAGCCUGGAGGUCUUGGGUAUUUCUGAGGAGGAUUUGAGCUCCAGUGGUGAAAAUAAAGACUGUGGGAAUUCAGGUGACUCCACAAAGUCUGCAGAGGCUGAUCCUCUAAAUGGAAUUUCCUGCCCUGAAGAGGAUGCAAAGGAUCCCAGGAGGGACACAAAGGAUCCUGAUGGGAGCAUGGAGGUUCCCAAGAGAAACGAUGUAGCAGUUUGUCCACUAAACUCUGAUACCAACCUGGAAACACUUGAUACAGACAAAGAACUUGUUUCAUGUGGGAAUCAGGAUGGGCAAAUGGGGGAGAAGGGUUGGGAAGAGAAGGACCCUUUGUGUGUGGAGUGUAGGAUGACCAGGAGGGAUCCAUCUCCCAAGGAGCUGGUGAUGUUCCUCCAUGCCUUGCGCUACAAGGGAGCAGAGUUUGAGUACUGCUCCAAGAUGCCUGAGUGGGCAAUGGAUGACUGGGAGGAAUGA